Neopelma chrysocephalum (saffron-crested tyrant-manakin) is the source of this 3178-nucleotide messenger RNA. RefSeq names its product L3MBTL1, histone methyl-lysine binding protein (gene L3MBTL1). Gene Ontology annotation, molecular function: protein binding; zinc ion binding. The record is from RefSeq and is a predicted model, not a curated record. The transcript is spliced from 16 exons. NCBI's taxonomy places the organism in Eukaryota, Metazoa, Chordata, Aves, Passeriformes, Pipridae. Bases 599 to 2317 code for a protein of 572 amino acids. Gene Ontology annotation, biological process: regulation of DNA-templated transcription. Gene Ontology annotation, cellular component: nucleus.
CUGUGAGUGUGCACAGUUCUCAUCAAUGCUUUUUGGGGUGUGUCAGCUGUAGGUAAAGGGGUAACCCACUGGCUGUUAAGGCCAAAAAGACUUGAAUGUGUGGAGCAUCAGGGCUUCUAACACUGGGCUGGCUGUUUGGCUUGUCUACCAUGGGCUGGGCAGUGCUAGACAUGUCCAGGCUGGGUUGUAGCUACUGAGCACUCUUAGCUGCUCUUUUGAGUCUGGGCCACCAAAGCAAGUGUUGAAGUAAGGGAUUGUCUGUCUGUGUGCUGUGUGUCCUGGAAAGGAGAGACUUUGACAAGGCAAGGAAGGUCUGCUUGCCAGCCCUGACUAUAGCAGGUCCAUUCCAGGUGUUUGUUACCACUGAGCACCAAAAUCCCAUGCACCCUCCCAUCAUCAGAUUCUCCUGCAGCCCAUUUCUGGACCAAGCAUUGGUCAAAUCAGGGACGUCAUGGAGGCAUAGUAAGGCCCUUGGCACCGGUGUGAGGGUACAACACACAGCCUAAAUCUCUGUGCAGACCUGGGUUUUUGUUUUGUCUGUUCUCAUGUCUAGGAGGAAAAGCAGGAAGAGAGGAAAAACUCUGUGGGAGACUCUGCCAUGAGCAAUCUGGAGGCUGAGGCGUGGAAUGGGAGCCAGCACGGUGCCAGUGAGGAGAAGAAAGAAGGCUGGUCUUGGGCGUCCUACUUGGAGGAGCAGAAAGCUGUCGCUGCCCCUUUAGAUCUCUUCCAGGAUUACCAAGUAGCUUCCCAGCACAAGAAUGGCUUUAAAGUGGGGAUGAAGCUGGAGGGGAUUGACCCACAGCACCCAUCUAUGUACUUCAUCCUGACCGUGGCUGAGGUGUGUGGUUACCGGAUGCGCCUCCACUUUGAUGGCUACUCCGAGUGCCAUGAUUUCUGGCUGAAUGCUGACUCCCCCGACAUCCACCCUGCUGGUUGGUUUGAGGAGACAGGGCACAAACUCCAGCCCCCCAAAGGGGUUGUAGGUUAUAAGGAAGAAGAAUUCAGCUGGACAAACUACCUGAAGUUAACAAAGGCUCAGGCAGCUCCUAAGCACCUCUUCUUAGUCCGAAACACUCACGAGGCUUCUUCCGGCUUUGAGGUGGGCAAGAAGCUCGAAGCUGUGGACCGCAUGAACCCUUCCCUGAUCUGUGUUGCCACAGUGACUGACGUGGUGGACAAUCGCUUUUUGGUGCACUUUGACAACUGGGAUGAUACUUAUGACUACUGGUGUGACCCCAGCAGUCCAUACAUCCACCCAGUUGGAUGGUGUCAUGAGCAUGGCAAACCCCUCACACCUCCUCAAGAUUAUCCUGACCCUGACAACUUCACCUGGGAAAAGUACUUGAAGGAAACUGGAGCGUCUGCUGUCCCAGCUUGGGCCUUUAAAGUGCGCCCACCCCAUGGCUUCCUGGUCAACAUGAAGCUGGAGGCAGUGGACAGGAGGACUCCUUCCUUCAUCCGAGUGGCCAGUGUGGAGGAUGUGGAAGAUCACAGGAUAAAGAUCCAUUUUGAUGGCUGGAGUCACAUCUAUGAUUUCUGGAUUGAUGCGGAUCAUCCAGACAUCCACCCCAUAGGCUGGUGCUCAAAAACAGGACACCCACUGCAGCCUCCUCUCAGGCCAAAGGAACCAACCUCCUCUACUCAUGCAGGCUGCCCAACCCUGGGCUGCAAGAGCAUCCCUCACACCAAGAGUUCAAAGUACAGCUUUCACCACAGGAAGUGCCCCACACCGGGCUGCGAUGGGUCAGGACACGUGACGGGGAGAUUCACGGCCCAUUACUGCCUCUCAGGGUGCCCGCUGGCAGAGAAGAACCAGGGCAGGCUGAAGGCUGACUUGUCCGACACCGAGGCCUCAACUCGCAAGAGGAACCUGAUGGGCUUCUCUCAACGAAAGAAGUCUCGGCACCACGGGAGAGGGAGACCUCCAAAGUACCGGAAGAUCCAGCAGGAAGACUUCCAGACUAUUUCUUCAGACAACAUGCACCAGUCUCUCUUCAUGUCCGCCCUGUCUGCCCACCCCGACCGUUCCCUGUCUCUGUGCUGGGAGCAGCACUGCAAGCUGCUGCCAGGGGUGGCUGGCAUCACAGCAGCCAUGGUGGCCAAGUGGACCAUUGAUGAGGUGUUUAGCUUUGUUCAGACUCUGACGGGUUGUGAGGACCAAGCCAAGCUCUUCAAGGAUGAGAUGAUCGAUGGUGAGGCGUUCCUCUUGCUGACGCAGGCUGACAUAGUCAAGAUUAUGAGUGUCAAGCUGGGCCCAGCACUCAAGAUCUACAAUGCCAUCCUCAUGUUCAAGAACGCUGAUGACACCUUAAAGUGACUUUUCUUGGCCCGAUCAGGACCCUCCCUCAGCAUUGGUGCUGCCAAACUGUCUGGUCAGGACAGAGAUCCCCCCAACCGACCACAGCUUGUCAUGUCCUGCUCAUGUCCUUUCAGAUGCCACAUGUCUGCUCUCUUACCACUCCCUCUCCCAUCUUCUUCCCUCCACACUGCCCUUUUCUUCCAGUGCUGGGUACAGGCUGACCCCAGGCCUCAGAGGUGGCUGCAGGGAUGGAGGGUGGACAUGGGACUGGCCUAUCUGAGCACCACAGAUGCCCCCAUGUCUUGCUGUGACUGCACUGGUUCAGAAGGUGUUGAGGGAUGAGGGACCACUGUGGAGGGUGUAACAGCUGGGGACUGAAACCACUACGCCACUCACCCAGACAUGGGAAGGGACUGACUGCCUGUGUCUGUGCUCGCAACCAUUGAAGGGCUGUUCUUGCCUUUGCUCAGCAGCUGAGAGAGAUUUGGUUUUUUUCCCUUACUAUGAUCCUGUGGCGGGGCUUGUGCUGACACCAUUCCCAAGGGACACUCCCAAGGAGCUUCUCCUCAUUUUGCCUUUUUUUCUGAAUUCUUUUGACUUUUUAAGGCCAGAUGAUGACUUUGCUUUGCCCCUUCGCUGCACUGGAAACCAGCGGCCACCUCUUGCCCCUUCAGGAAUCAGGUGUCCUGGCUACUGCUCUGCCCACGACCAGCGCCUGUGCUCUGUUCUUCUUUCCUGUAAUGCAGCAGCCUUAGGGCCCUGUGGGGCCAGGGCUGGCUGGGGGCAGAACAGGCUCUGUUUCUUCUUGAGCUUCAGACUGUUUUGUCCAGCACUUCUCCAGGAGAAAGGAUGCUUGGAUAACUUGUUCCCCUCACAGCA